Molecule: messenger RNA, 1421 nt
Organism: Geodia barretti
Lineage: Eukaryota; Metazoa; Porifera; Demospongiae; Tetractinellida; Geodiidae
Source: the annotation of a GenBank genome assembly
GUACACUGAUAAGGGUAUGGUGGAACAGGGGGUAUGUACUGUGAUUGGAGGCUCUAUUAAGGUAAGGGCAGGUAAUGUGGAAUACGUUAUACUCGGCGGCCGGUCUUGGCUAAAAUCAGUCGUCACUGUUACCACAUGUAGACAAGGGUAUGAGCCUUUGUCAGAUCCUUGCCGUGGCUUGUUUUGUGGACAAAACUGCCAGCGUAUUCCGAAUUACCCGCCUUACCAUAUACAUCCAGCAGCAGCGAGUUACAAGAGGCAUAGAUGUAUAGGGUGCAUACCAUGAACCAGAGUGAGGGGGAAUAAACAGACAAACAGACACUGACAGAGGAAGAGAGGGAAAGGUUGCCGUCUUUAAUUCCUGCGUAUCUCCACUGGUGUACCAUACAUUCCUAUGGCUACAUUCCUAUGGCUCUACAUAGACAAUACUACAUUCCUAUGGCUGGAGUCGUCCAAUAGCCUUACAUGAACUAAGGAGUGGAAAUGCCCUUAUUUGGCCAGCCAUCUUUUGGCAAUGUUAGUGGCAGUCUGGGAUUGGUAUUUGGCUCUGUCUCCACAGUCCACACACACACAUCCACACGUCAUCAUGUCACAACACCCCAUUGUAUUCCACAAUCACACCCUUCCCACUGUCACAAUAUCCUUUCUCUCCACGUUCAAUCAUACCCUCCACACUUUUCCCCUCAUCACACACUCCCCACUGACACAAUCACACCCGUCCCACUGUCACAAUCACACCCUCCCCACUGUCACAGCACCCCUCUCCUCACUCUCACAGUAUACCUCACCUCACCUCCCCACCACAGGCACAGGAGGAGGGACCAGCUAUGGGAAGACGGGAGGGGCAGGGGGAGGAGGAGGAGGAGGGAAGUUUGGCAGCUCUGAAAGGUGUCCCAAGUGUGGAGGAGCUGUCUUCAUGGCCGAGAAGAUUGUUGGAGCCGGCAGCAGCUGGCACAUCCGCUGCUUCAACUGCUCCAUUUGCAACAAGAAGUUGGACUCCACUACUGUCUGCGACAAGGAAGGACAGAUCUACUGCAAAUCCUGCUAUGGGAAGGAGUUUGGACCAAAGGGAGUGGGGUUUGGCAUGGGAGCUGGCACCCUCACCACCACCUAGACCACCAACCCACCCAAACCAAUCAUCUCUCACUGUACAUAGACACUUAGUAUAACUGUAGCCAGUAGAGGGCUAUGCAUCAAUCACGUAGGCACACCCUCAAAUGAUGUUGCAUCGAUCAUUAGCUCCACCCUCUAAUGUAAUGUUAGUCCAUUUGCUGUGUGUGUGUUGACAUAGAUAUCAAUUUUGCUCAUUUGUGAUUACAUUCCUGACUAUUAUAACACACACAGAGUAGCUAGUUUAUUUCUCCGUAAUACCGCAUACUGUAUGUACUUCAAACUUGAGGGCAACAGGUCCGAGAGCCAGC